AUGGAGCCCUCCAAGCAGACUCAGCACGGCUCCGGCGAGAAGAAGGACGCGGGGGACGGCGGCUCCGUGGUGAACGGGCACUUCGACGGGCCGGUGAAGCGGCCGGCCGCCGGCGGCGCUGCGCAGGCUCCGGGCGCGGAGAGCUGGAGGGAGGAGCGCACCCGCAGCGUGGAGGACAACGAGAUGAGUCUCCCGUCCCUGGCCGCCGCCUACACCACCAUCCUGCGGGGGCUGGGCGAGGACCCGCAGCGGCAGGGGCUCCUCAAGACCCCCUGGAGAGCCGCCACCGCCAUGCAGUUCUUCACCAAGGGCUACCAGGAGAAAAUUAUAGACGUGCUGAACGACGCCAUCUUCGACGAAGACCACGACGAGAUGGUGAUCGUCAAAGACAUCGACAUGUUCUCCAUGUGUGAGCAUCACCUGGUGCCCAUCUUCGGCAGGGUUCACAUCGGUUACCUCCCCAACAAGAGAGUCCUCGGCCUCAGCAAGCUGGCCAGGAUUGUUGAAAUCUACAGUCGGCGACUACAAGUUCAGGAGAGGUUGACCAAACAGAUCGCCGUGGCGAUCACCGAGGCCCUGCAGCCCACCGGGGUGGGCGUGGUCAUCGAGGCAACUCACAUGUGCAUGGUGAUGCGUGGCGUUCAGAAGAUGAACAGUAAAACCGUCACCAGCACCAUGUUGGGAGUUUUCAGAGAAGAUCCAAAAACCCGAGACGAGUUUCUGACGCUGAUCCGGAGCUGAGGAGGAUGAAGCUCCUCCUCCUCCUCCUCCUCCUGUUGCCUGGGUUACCUCCACCUGCACGGACCAGCCAUCCUGCUAAAUGUGUGUGUGUGUGUGUGUGUGUGUGUGUGUGUGUGUGUGUGUGUGUGUUUGUAUGUGUGUGUGUCCACUGGUUUUACACGGUCAGAUCUGGUCAAACGUUACUGGACAGUUUGUCAGAGGUUGAGGACUUGUUGUUUACUUUCAGGCCACAGGACUUUAGCCCUUUUGUCCACGUGUGUGUGUGUGUGUGUGUGUGUGUGUGUGUGUGUGUGUGUGUGUGUGUGUGUGUGUGUGUGUGUGUGUGUGUGUGUGUGUGUGUGUGUGUGUGUGUGUGUGUGUGUGUGUGUGUGUGUGUGUCAGUCAAUCAGUUAUCAACCUCGUAACAAACCAAGAGUUUAGAGGAAAAAAGAUCCACCAUGAAACGUCAGGUCAGGGACGCUGGUCAGUUUGUGUAAAAACAAAAUCACCUCUGAGAUUAUUUUCAUUUACAGCAAACAUUAAAAUGAGCUUUUCUUUAAAUGCACAUGAACUUAAAACAACGUUAGAUAUUAAUCGCUGGUUUUAUUCACCUCAAAAAUCAACAAAAUGUUUCAUCUGCUCAGACAAAGAAACAUUUUUUUUAAUGAUUUGUUUUGUUUCAAAUUCAAAGUCUUUCAGUUUUCCGACAUUUCACAGAUCAAAUGACAAAUCGGGGAUUUGUUUCAUAAACACGCGUCCAGACAGUCGAUUAAUAAAGUUUUGUUGGAAAGAAAGAAAAACUGGUUAGUUUUUCCAGAAUUAGCGUUAACUUUUCUUUUACAAACAAACAUUGUUUACUCAGUCUUGUUUAGAUCGUAAACAAAGAUGGACGACGUGUCUCCACUUCCUCCAGAAAUGAAGCCAAACACAACUCGGAUGACGAAUGUCGCCAUUUUGUAUCGAUGACAUCACUUGCAGUCAGAGUCAGUGCAUUCGUGAUAAUGGUAACGAUGCCCCGCCCAUACAUGCUCUUAACCAAUCAGGAGUCAGCCUCAGCUGUCAAUCAUGACGUCUCAGCCGGGGUUUUUUUUACCAUUAAACAAACAUCAGUGUGAUAAGAAAAUGACAGAAAGCAACUUCGACAAACUUUUAUUUGACUUUUUUGUUUGGUCCCAUCUACUAACACGGAGGAGACAGUGUUUAUGAGCUAUGCUGCAGCCGACCACCAGGGGGUGACCUUUUGGGAGCCGUCAUGUCAUCCAUCUUGAUUUUCAGUCUGUGGUUAAACGUCAGUUGAUUUAAAACUCGAACUGAUUCCAUGAAGCAGCUUCAUCUGAAAACGACACCAGAUAUUUGUAUUAUGAUGAUGAUACAUAUUAAUGUUAUCCUCUCCGUCCUGCGUGAAGAUCUUUGUGCCAACUCGCCUCUCGAUUCAAACCAAAAAACGACUUCACGGUGACGCUGCAGACUCAGAAGCUUAAGAUUCCACGAGAGGAAAAUGAAAAGUGUAAAAUUAAACGUGUGUGUGUGUUUUCUUCUUUACAGUUGUCGUCCCAGCAGAUGAACACUGUGGACAUGUGUGUGUGUCUUUGUGCUUUUUUAAAUCUCCGUGCGUCAUAAUGUCCCCACACAGAUUUUGGAAGGUUUUAACUGGAGUUGUGUGUCUGUGUGUCUGUGUGUGUGUGUGUGUGUGUCUGAGGGAAGAUGUUGUUGUAUCCGUGGCCUUGUUGAGAAGGUCGGCCUGUUUCUUUGGCCCCUUCACCAUCAUUGUCACUUUAUGUACUGUGUUGAUUUCAAAGACUUUUUAAUCAAAGAAAAUAAAUUGACUGUCUGUGA
Messenger RNA from Hippoglossus stenolepis (Pacific halibut), 2556 nucleotides. It is a transcript of the gene gch1, whose product is annotated as GTP cyclohydrolase 1. The coding region runs from base 1 to 741 and encodes 246 amino acids. Gene Ontology annotation, cellular component: cytoplasm. Gene Ontology annotation, biological process: tetrahydrobiopterin biosynthetic process; tetrahydrofolate biosynthetic process. The record is from RefSeq and is a predicted model, not a curated record. The transcript has 6 exons. Gene Ontology annotation, molecular function: zinc ion binding; GTP cyclohydrolase I activity; GTP binding. NCBI's taxonomy places the organism in Eukaryota, Metazoa, Chordata, Actinopteri, Pleuronectiformes, Pleuronectidae.